Messenger RNA from Helianthus annuus (common sunflower), 510 nucleotides. RefSeq lists its product as uncharacterized. The coding region runs from base 1 to 510 and encodes 169 amino acids. Lineage: Eukaryota; Viridiplantae; Streptophyta; Magnoliopsida; Asterales; Asteraceae. The record is from RefSeq and is a predicted model, not a curated record. The transcript has a single exon.
AUGUUGAUUUCGCACAAUGGAGACUCAUUUUUGACUCGAAACUGGCCCGAUUUUGGUUCGAAUUCUGGUACGACUUUGGAAUUUAAUGUUGGUGAGCGUGUUUUCUUACGAGUUUCGCCUUACCAAGGCGUACGUCGUUUUGGAAUUAAGGGAAAGCUUAGCCCUAGAUUCAUCGGUCCAUUCGAGAUUCUUGAAAGAGUCGGUGAAGUUUCUUACCGUUUGGAAUUGCCACCUCAACUAUCACACGUGCAUAAUGUCUUUCAUAUAUCCCUCCUUAGGGGAUAUAAUUACCAUCCGUUACACGUUGUGAAUUAUCCUUAUCAUCUUAUUCAUGAGGACUUAUCUUUUGAGGAGGAACCCGAAGCUAUUAUUGACCGCCAAGAACGAAUUAUGCGUAGGAAGACUAUUCCUUUUGUUAAAGUCCUUUGGAAGAACCAUUUAGAACGUGAAGCUACAUGGGAAUUAGAAGACAUGAUCCGUUCUCAUUAUCCAAAUUUGUUUUCAUCUUAG